Aspergillus homomorphus CBS 101889 is the source of this 1251-nucleotide messenger RNA. Its product is annotated as serine/threonine-protein kinase. Gene Ontology annotation, molecular function: ATP binding; protein serine/threonine kinase activity. Lineage: Eukaryota; Fungi; Ascomycota; Eurotiomycetes; Eurotiales; Aspergillaceae. Gene Ontology annotation, cellular component: cytoplasm. The coding region runs from base 1 to 1251 and encodes 416 amino acids. The transcript has 2 exons. The record is from RefSeq and is a predicted model, not a curated record. Gene Ontology annotation, biological process: autophagy; peptidyl-serine phosphorylation.
AUGCUCAUGCUUCCCCCUUCCCCCGUCUUCGGCAUGUAUCCCCCCAUACUGCCAACUCCGCCCCCCACUCCGCCCAUCUCCCGCUGCUAUGCUCCGGAAGACCGCUUGGGAUUACUCCUGGCCAACCGGCUGGAACUCACCAGCAUCCUAGGCGUAGGCGCCUAUGGUGUGGUCUACACGGCCGUCGACAUUCAUACCAAUGUCCUGUAUGCUGUCAAGGCCCUCAACAAGUCCGGACUGGAUGCCCGCCAGCUCAAGUUCCAGCAGCGGGAGAUCAAGCUCCACCACCUGGCCAGCCAACACCCCAACGUGGUCUCCUUGGUGCGCAUCAUGGACUCGGUGGACUGCACCUAUGUGGUCAUCGAGUUCUGCCCCGAGGGCGAUUUGUUCUCCAGCAUCACCGAGAAGGGUAAUUUCGUGGGCAACGACCCGCUGGUCAAGCGCGUGUUUCUGCAAAUCCUGGACGCCGUUCACUUCUGCCAUUCCAUGGGAAUCUACCACCGGGACCUGAAGCCGGAAAACAUCCUGGUGACGGACCAGGGCCUCACCGUCAAGUUGGCGGACUUUGGCUUGGCGACGACCGACUAUCUGACGUCCGACUUUGGUUGCGGGUCGACCUUCUACAUGUCUCCAGAAUGUCAGCAACCAAGCUCGCGAUCGGUGACGUGCUACGAAUCGGCGCCGAACGAUGUGUGGAGUCUCGGGGUGAUCCUGGUGAACCUGACCACUGGCCGCAACCCGUGGAAGCGGGCCUCGAUCGAGGAUUCGACCUUCCGGGCCUAUCUCAAGGAUCCGUACUUUCUCAAGUCCAUCCUGCCCCUGUCCGAUGAAAUGAUUUGUAUUCUCAGCCGCAUCUUCGAGUGCGACCCUGCCAAACGGAUUACCAUUCCGGAGCUCCGUCAGGUGAUCAUGGAUUGCCCACGGUUCACCAUGAACCCUGUUAUCCCCUGGUCUACGAGCGGACCCAUGCCCGUUGACUACCUCAACAGCCCUGUCCCGGUGCCAGGGCCCGUGGAUGCCUUCAACACCCAGUCCUCUGUUUCCUCUGGUUCUUCCCAGUACUCCGACUUCUCGAGCUCGGUGGUCUCCAGUGCUUCAUCCUUCACCGAAGGCUAUCCGGACAUGGAUAGUGUCUCGUCGAUGUCUUCGGUGGGGUUCGAGGCCGAAGACUGCAAGGAGUUCUAUCCUUCGGAGCCUAUCCAGGUUUCCGAGGGACAUGUCAUUCCUUAUAAUUUGAUUCCUGUUUAUUGA